GUUGUAGCUCAGUAUUGACGCCUGUAGCUUUAAGAAAGUUCAAAGGUCAUCGCUGCAUACACGUGGUUUAAUCAACAUGGCGGCGCCCUAAACAUUUUAGAGAGGAGUGUUGUAGAAAGUAAAAGUAAGAAGAAACAUGGCAGAUGUAAGUGACAGCCCAGUGCUGGAUCCUUCCCCCUCAAAGGAGAAGACUGAUGACCUGCCUCAGGACUCCAACAACGAUGAUGUACAGUCUGACAUGAAAGAGGGGGAGGUUAGUGAAGACCCCAGCAUGUACCGCUACAUUAAAACUGACCUCUUCACAUCUGAGAUCUACAAGGUGGAAAUCAGGAAUCUCCCAAAGUUCAUCGGCUUCAACGAUCUGAAGAAGUUCCUGGCCAAACACGGCCUCAACCCUCACAAAAUCAAGCUGUUCGGCAAGCAGACGUUCGCUUUUGUCACGUUCAAGAAUGAGGAAGAGCGAGACAAGGCGAUGAAGAUGGUUCACGGCAUGCAGUGGAAGGGUCAGGUUCUGAGUGUCAAGCUUGCAAAACCUAAAGCAGACCCCAUCCUGAGGAAGAGGAGGCAGGAGGAGGGAGAGGGCACAGGAGGGCAGCCUCCAUCCAAACGUACAGAGAGGGAUGAGCAGGAGGAGCCGCUCAGUGUUCAGAUAGCCAACGUGGUGACUCCUUUGUGGAACGUGCCUUAUGAGGAGCAGCUGAAGAGGAAGGAGCAGGAGGUGGUGGGGGUUCUGCAGAGGCUGGCCAAAGAGAUUGGCAACACCAACAAAGCCCUGCUGCCCUGGCUGUUUGCUCAAAAAGGGAAAUACAACAAAAUGUGUUGUCCCCUGGAAGCUAUCCGACCCUCUCCUACACAGACGGAGUACAGAAACAAGUGUGAGUUCCUCAUUUCGAUGGGUGCAGAUGGCGAGGAUAAGACCAUCGGUUUCCGCCUGGGGAAAUACAAAGGCGGCUCCUGUGCGGUGGUGGGACCAGCAGAGACAAGUCAUGUCUCAGCUGAGGCAAAGAGAGUGGUCAGCGAGUUUCAGAAGUUCAUCAGGACAACUCAGUACUCUGUGUACAGCCCUGAAACAUAUGAAGGACACUGGAAGCAGCUAACUGUGCGGACUACAAGGACCAAACAAGCCAUGGCUAUGGCUUUCUUUAACCCACAGAAACUGGAAGAAGAGGAAAUCAAUGCAUUAAAAACCUCCAUGAGGAAGUACUUCACAGAAGGAGAGGGGAAAGACUGUGGAUUAACCUCUCUUUACUUUGUCAGAGAGGGUCAAAGGACUUCUCCAAACCUGGAGGACUUGCCCUGUGAGCUGGUGUCUGGAGAGGGCAGCAUCAAUGAGGAGCUCCUGGGUCUAAAGUUCAGAAUAUCUCCUCAUUCUUUUUUCCAGGUGAACACAGGAGCAGCAGAGGUGCUGUACUCAGCGGUGGGGGAGUGGGCCCAGCUGGACCAGGAAAGCACCGUACUGGAUGUGUGCUGUGGAACCGGAACCAUCGGCAUCUCUCUGGCUAAGAGGGUGAAGAAGGUGAUUGGGAUCGAGCUCUGUCAAGAGGCAGUAGAAGAUGCCAAAGUUAAUGCAAAGCUCAAUGGUCUGAGUAACGUGGAGUUCCACUGUGGAAAAGCAGAGGAUGUGUUUCCAAACAUCCUGAAUGCUCUGGUGUCACCAAACCUCACAGCCAUUGUGGAUCCACCGAGGGCAGGCCUACAUUCCAAGGUGGUGCUGGCCAUCAGGAGAGCAGAGCACCUGAAGAGGCUGGUUUAUGUGGCAUGUAAUGCUAAAGCAGCUAUGAACAACUUCAUCGAUUUGUGCAGAGCUCCAUCAAACAGGGUUCACGGUGCCCCAUUCCGUCCAGUGCGAGCCAUGGCUGUGGAUCUGUUUCCUCAGACGAUGCAUGUAGAGAUGCUUCUGCUGCUGGAGAGAGUGGACUACGAUUCCCCUCAACAGCAGACCAGCAGCACUCAGGAAGAAACGGCGUCAUAGCCCUAAGAACAGGCUUUCCAUAUUAGUAUGCAUACAAUGUGUACUCUGAUCAGCCUUUACAUUAACAUUAGUUGAUACAUUAUUUCCUGUCAUUUCUUUAAGUAUCUGCCAGCUUCAAUAGUCUCAAUUCUUAUGGACCAGGUCUUAAAAAUUAAAUUUUACCACUCUCAGGUGUCUUAUCCAUUUAAGUUCUCUUAUUGCAUAAUAAAAUGAAUAUGCUUUAUAGACUCUUUUCCUGCUCUCUUUUUAAGUUUGAGAAACAUAUCAAGGUCUCAUAAGACCACAAAGCAGCCUAGAUUAAUCAUUCAGUGUUAGGACUCCUGAGUUUCCACACACCCUGCACAGCUGUUAAAAGCAAAUAAACGCUCCACCAAAUUGAGA
Molecule: messenger RNA, 2353 nt
Organism: Notolabrus celidotus (New Zealand spotty)
Lineage: Eukaryota; Metazoa; Chordata; Actinopteri; Labriformes; Labridae
Gene: trmt2a
Product: tRNA methyltransferase 2 homolog A
Exons: 12
Coding region: 137-1972 (611 amino acids)
Biological process (GO): RNA processing
Molecular function (GO): RNA methyltransferase activity; RNA binding
Source: RefSeq, a predicted model, not a curated record